AUGAGGCCGUUAAAUGACCAAGAAACUAUGCUAGUUUUUAAAAAGCUUUCGAAAUUCUUAGGGAAUAAUUUGUUAAGUAUGUUGUCUUACAAUAAUGAAGAAUAUGUUUUAAGGGCGGACAUAGCUAAGCAAGCCAAAUCCAUAAAUAAAAACUCAUUGAUGUCCUUGGGAACAUGCCUUGGAAAAUUUACGAAAGCAAAUAAUUUUUUUUUAAAAAUUACUUCCUUAUCUCUUUUAAGCGAAUUUUGCAUUCAUAAAAUUUGGUUAAAGGAAUCCGGAGAAAAAAGCUUUUUAUUUGGAAACAAUGUCAUUAAAAGUCAUUUAUUAAAAAUAAGUGACAAUAUAAAAAAAGGAGAUGGUGUAAUGGUUUUAUCAAUGAACGAUAAUCCAAUAGGAUUUGGUGUAUCUAUGAGAAAUACACAGGACAUCAAAAUUUUAAAUGUUAUGGACAUUAUAUUAAUUCAUCAGGGUGAUAUUGGAGAAUAUUUAAGAAGUGAAGAAACUAUAUAA
Plasmodium malariae is the source of this 510-nucleotide messenger RNA. RefSeq names its product 60S ribosome subunit biogenesis protein NIP7, putative (gene NIP7). Bases 1 to 510 code for a protein of 169 amino acids. Gene Ontology annotation, biological process: ribosome assembly. The record is from RefSeq and is a predicted model, not a curated record. NCBI's taxonomy places the organism in Eukaryota, Apicomplexa, Aconoidasida, Haemosporida, Plasmodiidae. The transcript has 6 exons. Gene Ontology annotation, molecular function: RNA binding. Gene Ontology annotation, cellular component: nucleus.